UUUUUUUUUACCCUCUUUAUAUAUUUAAUUGUAUAUGAAAUGAGUAUAGCAAUGGAGUCCAUUACCCAACACUUAUCGAAAACAAUUAUGACAACAACACAUAUACUGGUACAAGCAACUUCGACAAGCUUAUUGUUAGCGAAUCCGUCUAUUACAACUUCAAUACAAGGAAUAAUAUCUUCCUAUACAUUGCAAAAUCAAGCAUAUUCAGAUAGCACUAUAUCACCUGAUCUUCAACAAUCCUGGAAUGAGAUCGAUAAACCCAGUCCUAUUUCUUCUAAGCAAACCAUACUUUCCGAAAAUCAUUUAGACAUGACCACUACUACUAAGCUUGUCUCAAGUAGUAGCAGCUCAACUUUAGCAGCAACAUCUUCUAUUUGUAAAAUAUUCUAUACAGAUAAAGUAGACGCUUCUUCACAUAUAUGCAAUAAUAACAUAGAUAGUAAUCAGAGCUCUGAUUCAUCUACUAUUGAUAAUCAUUCUCUAUCUAAUGUACAAAUUACUGGCAUAGUAAUUGGUCUUAUAAUGAUAUUUUUUGUUAUCGUCGUAUUCUGCUGCCUAUUCCUAUGGUUAAGAAAGAAACAGUUGAAAGCAAAUCAAAGAGUUACUUCCUUUAUUUUUAAUGGCAAUUCUACUAAUAAUGCGAAUAUACAAACUAAUAUGACCAGCAGCUAUAAUACAGGUUAUGAUAGUCAUUAUCAAUCUAUUAGAAAUAGCGAAUUAAUAAAUACAAAUAAUAAUAUUGAGAAGGGUUGGAUUGAUACUAUUCCUAAAUUCAACCAUUAUGAUAAUAGUAACUACUCUUCAUCUCUCAGUGGCAUAUGUCCAACUACGAUAACUACACAUUCAGUAUCUUCAUGUCAUCACAUAAAGCAGGAUAACACUGAUAAUAGGAAUACUGGAAGAAAUAAAUUUUCCUCAUUAAAAGCGAAUACAAAUACGUCUUUAAGAGCUCUAGAUAAUAAUAAUACAACAACGGAAGCAUCAUCUAAAAAAUUCCAUUCAGAUAGAUAUUCUUCACCAAGUACAUAUAUUUCUCAAUUACCAAAACAAAUGAAGCAUGUUAGUAGUAGCACACAACACAGUCAUAAUAUAGUAUCAAUACACUACAAUAAAAAACCUUUUUCUACAAGCGAUAAUCAUAAUGAAUCUUUACCAAUACUAUAUCGAAAUCAAUAUCGACCUUUGCUACAUGAUUCAGUCUUAUUUCACAAUAAUAUGUAUCAUCAUAUUAAAGCCGAAAAUGCUUUCAAUAAGUAUUAAAAUGAUCAAGAUGAGAGUUUUAUUAUUAAUAAUAGACAUCAAAUACUACUAUAGAAUAUAAAUGUAUUUUUUUUUUUUUUUUUUUUUUU
Molecule: messenger RNA, 1352 nt
Organism: Cokeromyces recurvatus
Lineage: Eukaryota; Fungi; Mucoromycota; Mucoromycetes; Mucorales; Mucoraceae
Exons: 3
Coding region: 40-1263 (407 amino acids)
Source: RefSeq, a predicted model, not a curated record